UUGACGACUAUCUUUGUCCGACAGAUUUUCAUUCUCUCGAGAUCAUUUGCCCUUGAUCACGAGAACAUAAUACCUUUGCGACUUAUCUUAAUUGCCUGUCAAUUACACUCGUCGUAAUGUCUGGCCCUACUGCAUCCGGCGCUGUUGACCAGCUCGCCGCUGACCUCGGCAACACCUCUCUUAAUGGUGGUGAUGCUAAGCCUACCGCUAUCAACACCAAUGUCGCCCCCGACGCCCAGGGCGACGAAGGCGAUGCUGCUGGUGCCACGCCCAGCUCCGCUCAAACCCCUCACCCCGCCGCAUCUGCUUCUCUCUACGUUGGCGAACUUGACCCCUCCGUCACUGAGGCUAUGCUUUUCGAGCUGUUCUCCCAGAUAGGUUCUGUUGCCUCGAUUCGCGUUUGCCGCGAUGCUGUUACUCGCCGCUCCCUCGGCUAUGCUUACGUCAACUACAACACGACCGCCGACGGCGAACGCGCCCUCGAAGAGUUGAACUACACCCAGAUCAAGGGUCGUCCUUGCCGCAUUAUGUGGUCUCAACGUGACCCCAACUUGCGCAAGAGCGGACAGGGUAACAUCUUCAUCAAGAACCUCGAUGCCGCCAUCGACAACAAGGCCCUCCACGACACCUUUGCCGCUUUCGGCAACAUUCUCAGCUGCAAAGUCGCCCAGGAUGAGCAGGGAAACUCUAAGGGAUACGGUUUCGUGCAUUACGAGACAGACGAAGCCGCUGCACAGGCCAUCAAGCACGUCAAUGGAAUGUUGCUUAACGAGAAGAAGGUCUACGUCGGCCACCACAUCCCCAAGAAGGACCGCCAAAGCAAGUUCGAAGAGAUGAAGGCUAACUUCACUAAUGUCUACGUCAAAAACAUCCAGCCUGACGUGACUGAUGACGAAUUCCGCGAGCUCUUCGAGAAGUACGGAGAUGUCACUUCCUCUUCCCUGGCCCGUGACCAAGAGGGCAAGUCUCGCGGUUUCGGCUUCGUUAACUUUACCACCCAUGAAAGUGCUGCUAAGGCGGUCGACGAGCUAAACAACAAUGAUUUCCAUGGACAGGACUUGUACGUCGGUCGCGCGCAGAAGAAGCACGAGCGCGAGGAAGAGCUUCGUAAAUCCUACGAAGCCGCCCGCCAGGAGAAGGCCAACAAGUAUCAAGGUGUCAACCUUUACAUUAAGAACCUAGAUGACGAAGUCGAUGACGACAAGUUGCGCCAGAUGUUCUCGGAAUUCGGACCCAUCACCUCUGCGAAAGUAAUGCGAGACAGUCUCAGCGAGUCUGAUGAUGACAAAGAAGGAAAGGACAAGGAGAACCAGAAGGAUUCUGGAGACGAGGAGAAAGAUGAUGGCGAGAAGAAGGACAAGAAGUCCGACAAGAGGCUUGGAAAGAGCAAGGGCUUCGGUUUUGUUUGCUUCGCAAACCCCGACGAUGCGACGAAGGCUGUGGGUGACAUGAACCAGCGCAUGAUCAACAACAAGCCUCUAUACGUCGCACUUGCUCAGCGAAAAGAUGUUCGUAAGAGCCAGCUUGAGGCUAGUAUCCAAGCUCGCAACCAACUUCGAAUGCAGCAAGCUGCGGCCGCGGCCGGCAUGCCCCAGCAGUACAUGCAACCUCCUGUCUUUUAUCCUCCUGGCCAGCAGCCAGGCUUCCCUCCUCAAGGCGGCCGUGGCAUGCCGUUCCCUGGAAUGGGAAUCCCAGGUGCCCAGGGUGGUCGUCCUGGUCAGUUUAACCCUAACGCCUACGGAGGCCCUCAAGGUGGUCGCGGUGGCCCCAUGCCACAACUUCCUCCCAACAUGUACUUGCCCGGACAGUUCCCGCCCAGUGGACCGUACGGCCAGCCUGGCACUCCGCAGUUUAUGGCUACCAUGGCGCAGGUACAGCAGGCUACUCUCGGAGGUGGUCGAGGUGUUCCGGCCGGCCGUGGACCUAUUCAAGGAAUGCCAGCCAACUUGGGUAUGCCCGGCGGUCCAGGCGGACUUCCCGGUUAUCCGCCUAACUCGCGACAAGGCGGCUCUGCUGGUCGCGGCGGAGUUAACCAGCGCAAUGGCCAGGGAGGGCAGUUCCCCCCUCAAGGUGGACGAGGUAUUCCUAACCAGCAAGCCAACAGCACUCCCAACUUGCAGCAGGACUUGACCCCCACCUCACUUCUGCACUCGCAGCUGCAGGCUCAGUCUAGCAACCCUCAGCAGCAGAAGCAGAUGCUUGGUGAAAUAAUCUUUCCCAAGAUUUCGGCUAUCCAACCCGAUCUGGCAGGCAAAAUUACGGGUAUGCUUCUGGAAAUGGACAACUCUGAGCUUGUCAAUCUUAUCGACGAUGAUGGUGCACUGAGAGCCAAGGUUGAUGAGGCCAUGGCUGUUUACGACGAGUACGUGAAGGCUCAAGUGGGUCCCGAUGGCGAUGCUGGAAAGAAGGAUGACAAAGUCGAGGAGAAGGCAUAAGUGAUGGUGCAUAUGCUGUACUCUUCGCGACUUCCUCGACGAACUUUUCGUCCUCAGUCCUCUCCGAAAUUCCCUAACACUUUGACGAUUUGGGGGUUCGGUUUUUCUUUUUAACGACGGGUAUCGGAAAAGUUAUGA
This is a messenger RNA of Annulohypoxylon maeteangense, 2573 nucleotides long. RefSeq names its product polyadenylate binding protein. Bases 117 to 2435 code for a protein of 772 amino acids. The transcript has 3 exons. NCBI's taxonomy places the organism in Eukaryota, Fungi, Ascomycota, Sordariomycetes, Xylariales, Hypoxylaceae. Gene Ontology annotation, cellular component: ribonucleoprotein complex. The record is from RefSeq and is a predicted model, not a curated record. Gene Ontology annotation, molecular function: RNA binding.